This is a messenger RNA of Parnassius mnemosyne (clouded apollo), 1581 nucleotides long. The record is from the annotation of a GenBank genome assembly. Lineage: Eukaryota; Metazoa; Arthropoda; Insecta; Lepidoptera; Papilionidae.
AUGAAAAAGAAAAUUUUGGAACAAAAGAGUGUAAAUAUACUUAAGAAAAAAACAUCUGAGACAUCAACUAAAUACAUUUUUGAAUCUUAUGAUUGUACUAAAAAAUUUCCAACAAAAGUCAUUCUUGUCAAACAUAUUUCAUACAUUCAUAAGACGCAAAAGAACUCAGACACCACUGCAGUUUGGACACAAGUAGAUCAAACUCCAGUACCACAACAAAUAGAAAAAUUUAAUUGUGAUAUUUGCGAAUUUAAAACAUCUCAAAAACGUUGCAUUUUGUCACAUCUUAAAGCGCACGUCGCUAAACAAAUUUACUGUUGUAAUAAUUGUGAAUAUAAAUGUUUUAGAAAAAGUGAUUUGCAAACCCAUAUGAAAAUAUACACCGGUGAAAACCCUUUUUCGUGUAAUAUCUGUGAAUAUAGAUGUAUUUUAAAAAGUACUUUGCGAACACAUAUGAAAACACACACCGGUGAAAAACCUUUUUCGUGUAAUAUCUGUGAAUAUAGAUGUAUUAGAAAAAGUGAUUUGCCAUCCCAUAUGAAAAUACACACCGGUGAAAAACCUUUUUCGUGUAAUAUCUGUGAAUAUAGAUGUAUUAGAAAAAGUACUUUGCGAACACAUAUGAAAAUACACACUGGUGAAAAACCUUUUUCGUGUAAUAUCUGUGAAUAUAGAUGUAUUACAAAAAGUACUUUGCGAACACAUACGAAAAUACACACCAGUGAAAAACCUUUUUCUUGUAAUAUCUGUGAAUAUAGAUGUAUUAGAAAAAGUAAGUUGCAAACACAUAUGAAAAUACAUACCGGUGAAAAACCUUUUUCGUGUAAUAUCUGUGAAUAUAGAUGUAUUAGAAAAAGUGAUUUGCAAAUACAUACGAAAACACACACCGGUGAAAAACCUUUUUUGUGUAAUAUCUGUGAAUAUAGAUGUAUUACAAAAAGUAGUUUGCGAACACAUAUGAAAAUACACACCGGUGAAAAACCUUUUUCGUGUAAUAUCUGUGAAUAUAGAUGUAUUACAAAAAGUAGUUUGCAAAAACAUAUGAAAAUACAUACUGGAGAAAAACCUUUUUCGUGUAAUAUCUGUGAAUAUAGAUGUAUUACGAAAAGUAGUUUGCAAAAACAUAUGAAAAUACAUACUGGAGAAAAACCUUUUUCGUGUAAUAUCUGUGAAUAUAGAUGUAUUACAAAAAGUAGUUUGCAAAAACAUAUGAAAAUACAUACUGGAGAAAAACCUUUUUCGUGUAAUAUCUGUGAAUAUAGAUCUAUUACAAAAAUUAGUUUGCAAAAACAUAUGAAAAUACAUACUGGAGAAAAAACUUUUUCGUGUAAUGUCUGUGAAUAUAGAUGUAUUACAAAAAGUAGUUUGCAAAAACACAUGAAAAUACACACCGGUGAAAAACCUUUAUCGUGUAAUAUCUGUGAAUAUAGAUGUAUUACCAAAAGUAGUUUGCAAAAACAUAUAAAAAUACAUACCGGUGAAAAACCUUUUUCGUGUAAUAUCUGUAAACAUAGAUUUAUUAGAAAAUAUGAUUUGCAAAGACAUUUAAAAACACACACUGGCGCAAAUUCUUUUUCGUGA